Messenger RNA from Carcharodon carcharias (great white shark), 910 nucleotides. Its product is annotated as eukaryotic translation initiation factor 4E-binding protein 1-like. Gene Ontology annotation, cellular component: cytoplasm. The transcript has 3 exons. The record is from RefSeq and is a predicted model, not a curated record. Gene Ontology annotation, molecular function: eukaryotic initiation factor 4E binding. The coding region runs from base 145 to 483 and encodes 112 amino acids. Gene Ontology annotation, biological process: negative regulation of translational initiation. Lineage: Eukaryota; Metazoa; Chordata; Chondrichthyes; Lamniformes; Lamnidae.
UGGGUGACUGACUGAGUGAGGGAGUGAGGGAGGGAGGGAGGACCUGGUGUCACUGACUGAGUGUGAGGGACAGACAGAGAGCGAGAGAGAUCCGGGCCCCGCUUCCCCUGUCCGCCCGCCCAGCCGCUCACGGCAGCCCCCAGGAUGUCCGGAGCAGCUCAGAAAACCGAGAGCCGCGCCAUUCCCAGCCGCAGGGUGACCGUCAGCGACUCGGCCCAGUUACCACAAGAUUACAGCACCACCCCCGGGGGCACCCUCUUCAGCACCACCCCAGGAGGCACCCGCAUUAUUUAUGACCGCAAAUUCCUCAUGGAAUGCCGCAAUUCCCCUGUUGCCAGGACUCCUCCGCGUGAUCUUCCAAACAUUCCGGGUGUCACAAGUCCGAAUACAGCAGAGAAGGUGAAGCCAGCAGCAAAUCACGUGAACAGUCAUGAGGAGAAGGCAGCAGGUGGAGAUGAUGCCCAAUUUGAGAUGGACAUUUAAGUCACGACACAUAGUUUCCUCCAGAGUGAGGAAGAUUGACCCUGGACUCUCUUCAGCUGGGCUUGUCGGUCAGCCCAGCCACGAGCUCGACUUAAAAAAAAAUAAAUAUGCAAACAUUUCCUGCCAUUGACGGAGUCCAUCUACUUCUAUCUGGCUACAGACAGCAACACAUUCUUCAAAUGCUCGGAAAAGUCAAAAGUGCCGCGUGUUGUAUGUGGUAGAACAUUUACUGUUUGAGUUGGUGAUGGGCAUUGUCAAGAGGGGGCAUCCCUCAGGUUCUGAAUCUGUUUAAUCUGGUUUCAAAAUUUGUACGCCUUUGGUAAUCAAGGCUAAAGGUUAACUUUUCAGAGAUGUAAUUCUUGGUGGGAGGGAGGAAAAAGAGAGAGAGAGAGAACCAACAAAAUAAAGCAAAAUGAAGUCAUCUGAA